AAAAUUUGUGUUUGAGGUUAUAUGCAUGUUGACGUCAAUAAAGGGGGAGUUUGUUCACAGGCCACUACAAUAGAACUAAAAAUGUUUAUUAUAAAUUAAUUGCGGCCGUUUCCUGUCUCCCCGCAAACAAUACAAUGACCCCAGUAGUAAAUCCGUUCUGAGGCCGUUUAGAAAUAUGAGUGUCCUGAGGCAAGUUUCUACUAUAGGCUGGCAUAGAAUCAUUGUCGCGUUUCUCGCCUUAUGGCUCGUUGUAGUUUUACUAUUGGCGGCCUAUCCUGGCCUUAAUUCGGCUAGUAGUUUAGAUCAGAGGUCUUCCGAGAGACUAUUACGAGCGGUAACAGAUUUGGAAAUUUUGAGGAAGCAAAACGAAGAAUUAAGAGAUAUUUUUAAGGAGAUUAGUCUCAAUAAUCUAAGCGAUGACCAAAAGGAAGCUAUAGAGAACUUUCAGAGACGUCUCACAAAGGCAGACCACAAAAAAUCACUACAGAUAACAUCCAAAGAAGAACCCAACCUCGAAUAUGAAUUGCUCAGACGUAGAAUUUAUUCAAACACAAAAGAGUUUUGGAAUUUCAUUAAAUCAAGUCUUAAAAGUACCAAUGAAAAAACCAUUGACUUUGAACAAAUUAUGACUCUAGGCGGGGAGCAUUAUAGGUCCCUAAUAAACGACAUAAAUCAGCUGUCGCUGGUCGACGGCUAUGAAGACUGGCGCCACAAAGAGUCCCAAGAGUUAAGUGAUUUGGUCCAAAAACGUUUCGAGUUUUUACAAAACCCCCAAGACUGCUCCAAUGCCAGAAAACUAGUCUGCAGCCUUAACAAGGGCUGCGGUUAUGGCUGUCAACUACAUCACACUGUCUACUGCUUCAUGGUCGCCUAUGGUACCCAAAGAACCUUGAUUUUAAAAUCCAAAGGUUGGCGGUACCACAAAAGCGGCUGGGAGGAGAUUUUUUUGCCUCUGAGCGAUACUUGUACCAGUCCUACAGGAGAGAGCGUCUCCAAUUGGCCAGGACGCGCUGAGACUCAAGUUGUCAAUUUGCCUAUUAUUGACAGUUUGAGUCCUAGGCCUCCGUUUCUGCCUUUGGCCAUACCUGAAGAUUUGGCUCCUAGGUUGACACGUCUACACGGUGACCCAAUCGUAUGGUGGGUAGGCCAAAUCCUAAAAUACCUACUACGACCUCAAGAGAAAACCUCCAACUUAAUCCAGCAGGCCAUGGACAAGUUGGGCUACAAACGACCGAUAGUGGGCGUGCACGUGCGCAGAACCGACAAAGUAGGCACCGAGGCCGCUUUUCACCGUCUAGAAGAAUACAUGAUGGAAGUGGACGAGUACUACGCGCAGUUGGCCUUGAAACAGCCAAACGACGUCAUCGUUAAACGCGUCUACUUGGCCUCAGACGAUCCCAAAGUUUUGCUGGAAGCCAAAUCAAAAUACCCCGAGUACGACAUCGUGUGCGAUCCGCAAGUAUCGAAAAUGGCCGCCGUAUCGACUCGGUACUCUGACACUUCCUUAUUCGGCAUCAUUUAUGACAUUCACAUGUUGGCGAUGAGCGAUUUUUUGGUUUGCACGUUUUCGUCGCAAGUCUGUCGAAUCGCCUACGAAAUCAUGCAAAACCAGUAUCCUGACGCUUCAGCCCGGUAUAAAUCGUUGGACGACAUCUACUACUACGGCGGCCAAAAUCCGCACAACGUUAUCGCGGUGUUGCCGCACGAACCAAAAAAAAUUGGCGAAAUGAACGUCGUACCUGGCGAUUUGAUCGGUGUCGCAGGUAAUCACUGGGACGGUUUCAGUAAAGGUCGCAAUUUGCGUACCAACCAAAUAGGUCUGUACCCCACGUUCAAGGUCAAAGACAAGAUCGAAGUUGCCAAAUUUCCCACUUACCAGGAAAUGACGCACAAAAAAACUGAUUGAGGGAGCACAAAAAUGAUUCCGAGGAAAAUAAAUCUUUAUUCUACAAUAGCUUGUCAAAAUUUGACAUUUUCAACCAUGACAUUGACAACAAUGAUAUUAUUUUUUGACUAGUUAUUGUACAGGGUGGUUACAUUUUAGAUUGUACUAGGAAAUGUGAUAUUUUUGGUGUGAGGUGGCGUUGAUUCUCAAUUUAUUUAAGGACUAAAGUGCAUUUUUGUUCGUAUAUAUUUUAUUAGGCACGCCACUGAUUUAUUGUAUAUACAUUUUAUUAUUGUUUAUUAUUUAAAAUAAAAUAUUAUUUAAAUAAAUGAAUUUUUGGCAGUUU
Molecule: messenger RNA, 2231 nt
Organism: Ceutorhynchus assimilis (cabbage seed weevil)
Lineage: Eukaryota; Metazoa; Arthropoda; Insecta; Coleoptera; Curculionidae
Source: the annotation of a GenBank genome assembly